AUUUACGACGCGAGUGUCGAUUCAACAUUCUCGUUUGUUUUAAAAUUUUUGAUAUUUUACAAUGUUUUUUCACGUAACAAGUGCCUAAAUAUUUUGAAACGUUUAUUGUGUUAGUGUAAGUGUUAAAUGCUUUCGAGAUGUCUAAAAACAAAAUCGCCGCUAGAAUCGACAGCCAGAGUGUGGAAGUCAAAACUAAAUUCGAUGCAGAGUUCAGAAGAUUUUCACUAAAUAAAUCGGAGAAGUUAAAAUAUGAUGAUUUCAAGGCGUUAAUUGAGAAACUACACAGAUUACACGAUGUGGCCUUUCUUAUCAGCUACACAGACCCAAGAGAUGGUGAUUUGCUGCCAAUUAACAAUGAUGAUAACUUAGCUAGAGCUUUACUGACCGCCAGGCCUUUGUUAAGGGUUAUAAUACAAAGGAAAGGUGACAGCCUCGAAGAGCUGAACGGCUACGGUACGAUGCGACCCCGCAACAUCAUCUCGUCGAUACUCAGCGGCACUCCGGCGAAGAACAAGGGAUUAGCCAUAUCCAACCCACACGACUUUAGGAUGGUUUCAGCUAUCAUAGACGUAGACAUAGUACCGGAAACGUGUAGGAGGGUGAAAUUAUUGAAACACGGCUCCGAUCGGCCGCUAGGAUUUUUCAUCAGAGACGGCACGUCCGUCCGCGUGACGGCGAGCGGCGUGGAGCGUUCGCCCGGUAUCUUCAUAUCGCGGCUGGUGCCCGGCGGCUUGGCGGAGUCCACCGGCCUGCUGGGCGUCAACGAUGAGGUGCUGGAGGUCAACGGCAUCGACGUGUCCAACAAGACCCUGGAUCAGGUGACCGACAUGAUGGUGGCCAACUCGUCGAACCUGAUCAUCACGGUGCGGCCCGCCAACCAGCGCGCCGGCGCGCCGCCCGAGCCCGCGCGCGCCGACCCGCCCGCCAGCGAGCCCGACGACGACAGAUUCGACCAAGAGGACCAAGACGAGAUAGUCGAUUUGACGGCCGUCACCUUACACGACCAAGAGGCACCGUACCAACAAAUGGCGAGCAAAGACGACGGGCAAAUACUACACCUCUAGUACAUAAUACGCCGGUAUCGGAUGUGCAAGCGGCCCAUGAGGAACCAGCUCGAGGACAAUACAUCGCUAAUAUGAGUUUUGGUGCGAGAUAUAGUGUCAAAGUGUCAAGUGUUUAGUGUCGGUACACGAAAUGUAAUUAAAUAUUUAAAUCCUUAUUUCCAUUAUAGAUAAAAUAACUUAAUAAUCACAGAAAUAUAUACAUUCAAUAACACAGUAUGGACACGGAAAGAGGUUAUGUUUAACGGGCCGUGUAUCACAAUGCAUAUUAGACUGUAUUUAGUGUUGCAGACAAUAAAUAAAUAUAUAGUAUUUUAUAUUAUAAUCGGCUCCAGCUACAACUGUUAAAAUUUGAUAAAACACAAUUAGUAAAUUAAAAAUUAAAUUGUGAAACAGUUGCUAAAGUAGGGAUAUAAUAUUUCGUUUGAUAGCAUUCGAUUGCUU
This is a messenger RNA of Zerene cesonia (dogface butterfly), 1505 nucleotides long. RefSeq names its product partitioning defective protein 6 (gene par-6). The transcript is spliced from 7 exons. Gene Ontology annotation, biological process: centrosome cycle. Gene Ontology annotation, molecular function: protein binding. NCBI's taxonomy places the organism in Eukaryota, Metazoa, Arthropoda, Insecta, Lepidoptera, Pieridae. The coding region runs from base 138 to 1064 and encodes 308 amino acids. The record is from RefSeq and is a predicted model, not a curated record.